AUGUCCUGCUAUGACCUGUGCCCCACCAACAUCGGUGGCAUCAGCCGUCCCCAGCCCAUCGCUGACAGCGGGAAUGAGCCAUGCAUCCGGCAGUGCCCUGACUCCACAGCUGUGAUCCAGCCACCUGCUGUUGUUGUCACCUUCCCUGGUCCCAUCCUCAGCUCCUUCCCCCAGGAUUCAGUUGUGGGAUCCUCCGGAGCACCUGUCCUUGGGGGCUCCUCCCUGGGCUACGGAAGGUCUUCCCUGGGCUCUGGGGGCCUGUAUGGCUAUGGGGGCUCCUCCCUGAGCUCUGGGGGCCUGUAUGGCUAUGGGGGCUCCUCCCUGAGCUCUGGGGGCCUGUAUGGCUAUGGGGGCUCCUCCCUGGGCUCUGGGGGCCUGUAUG
Messenger RNA from Meleagris gallopavo (turkey), 382 nucleotides. NCBI's taxonomy places the organism in Eukaryota, Metazoa, Chordata, Aves, Galliformes, Phasianidae. The record is from RefSeq and is a predicted model, not a curated record.